Lactuca saligna is the source of this 3309-nucleotide messenger RNA. NCBI's taxonomy places the organism in Eukaryota, Viridiplantae, Streptophyta, Magnoliopsida, Asterales, Asteraceae. The record is from the annotation of a GenBank genome assembly.
UGUAGCGUGUCAUUUUUUGCUACUAGAGAUGAAGCCGAAUCAAAAUCAAUAUCUUUUAAGGCUUUAAGAAAUGGUAUCAUGUAUGAUUUAUUACUUUCUUUAAAGAGUAACCAAUCUUUUUUAUUUGUUCCUUGACAACGAGUAAAAGAAGUAUUCCAUUCCCACCUUCGUUACUGCCUACCCAACGCUCAUUUAAAGUUAAUUCUUUUGACAAGAACAUGAACAUGAACAUGAACAUGAACAUGCAUUUUAUAGUUGACCCAAAUUUUUCGGCAUCGUCUUCGUCUCCCCCAGAACUCAACACAGACUGCUGAAGCAUCCUUUUAUGCUAAACCUCUUUCGAACCUAUAUAAGCCGCAGAACCCUGAUUUCCGUUCGCAAUUUCUACAAUUCAAUCAUCGACCCUAUCUUCACUGUAUUUUCCCCCAAAAUGAACCCCGACGACUCCCCAGAACCCGAAUUCGACCCGCGUGUGCCGUCCGUCCCCGUCUCCUACCCAAUCAAAACCUUAGAAGACUUGAAACUUCGUACAUACUUCGAUUCUUUCCAUUUCCAGUUCAAUAAGGCUUCGGUCCCUCUACGUCGCAGUGGUGUUGAUGGUGUUUCGUUGCCGAAUCGCCGGAGGAUUAUGGUGUGCCAUGAUAUGGCAGGAGGGUACACCGAUGAUAAGUGGGUUCAAGGAGGGAGUAAUGCUGAUGCCUAUUCAAUAUGGCAUUGGUAUUUGAUGGAUGUGUUCAUCUAUUUUUCACAUAGUUUGGUUACUUUGCCGCCUCCUGGUUGGGUUAAUGCUGCUCAUAAACAUGGAGUCAAGGUCCUGGGAACUUUUAUAGUAGAGUGGGAUGAAGGAAAAUUGAUAGCAGAUCAGUUUCUGGCAUCAACUACAGUUGCUGACAUGUAUGCUGAGCGAUUAUCUGAGCUUGCUGUUGCAUUGGGCUUCGAUGGGUGGCUGAUAAAUAUGGAGGUCAGUUUGGAUAUUGAAAAGAUCCCCAUUAUGAAAGAAUUUGUCAGCCAUUUAACCCAGGUUAUGCAUUCUUCAGUGCCUGGAUCUUUAGUAAUCUGGUAUGAUAGUGUUACAACUGAGGGGCAACUUAAUUGGCAAAAUCAGUUGAAUAACUACAACAAGCCAUUUUUUGAUAUAUGUGAUGGCAUAUUUACAAACUAUUCCUGGACGGAAGAUUAUCCAAAGUUGUCAGCUGCUGUUGCUGGUGAUAGAAAGUUUGAUGUGUACAUGGGAAUCGAUGUUUUUGGUAGAGGCACUUAUGGUGGUGGACAAUGGACAGCAAAUGUGGCACUUGAUGUAAUAAAGAAAGAUGAUGUGUCAGCAGCCAUAUUUGCUCCUGGAUGGGUUUACGAGACUAAACAACCCCCGGAUUUUCAAACUGCUCAAAAUCGGUGGUGGAGCCUUGUUGAAAAAUCAUGGGGAAUAACACGAAGUUAUCCUGAAGUUCUUCCAUUCUACUCAAACUUUGAUCGGGGUAAUAGUUACCAUUUCUCUGUUGAUGGAAAAUCAGUUUCAGAUGCUCCAUGGAACAAUCUUUCUAAUCAAAGCUUUCAGCCUGUUCUUGAGUUUUCUGGAGAUACCACGACUGAAACAAUUCAAGCAUACGUUGAUUUGAAGGAAUCAUCUUAUAGUGGAGGAGGGAAUAUUACAUUCAAAGGAGUCCUUGAAGAUGGUGCUUAUUUGAAAAAAAGAAUCUUUCAAGGAGAGCUUCACAUGGGUGAUUCACCAGUCCACUUUACAUACUCUGUAAAAUCAGAUGGGAGCUCUAUGAUUGGUCUUUCUCUUGAGUUUACAAACACCAUUAACAUGGAAAACAAAACAUCGAUUCUUCUUGCAUCAUCUGGAGAUACAUUACUCACCAUGAACCAGUUUUCAAGCAAAUUCGACAGUGUGAUAAUGCCACGUCAUGUGAAGAAAACAUCAUCUGGAUGGGUGAUACAAGAUAGCAGUGUCACAAUGGUGGGGUCCACAUUAACCGGUAUCCAUGCUGUAUGCUAUAAAACCUCAUCUAAAUUAACUUCGUCAUCGGAAUUCUAUUCCAUUCUUGGUCAUAUUUCCAUCAAAUCUUCACCACAAAACAUGAGUUUCCCACCAGCAUCGGAAUGGAAUGUCAAAAGUCAAAAUGUCAACUGGAGAUCUGGUUCGGUUUCUCUCAAGAUUCUAUGGACAUUGAACAGCGGUGUGUCUCCUGGGUUUUCCAAGUACAAUGUUUAUGUGGAAAAUGAAGAGGGUAAAUUGGUAAAAUCAUCAAACUUUCUUGGAGUGGCAUCAGUGGAAGCUUUUUAUAUAUCUGACCUUUUGGUGCCAGCUGGCAUUUCAAGUCUUAAGUUUAUCAUCCAAGCUUGUGGGUCUGGUGGGGCUUCUCAGGAGCUUGUGGAUUCUCCCUUUCUUAGGUUGAAAGUUGAAGGAGAAAAAAAUGCAAGAAUAUGCAAUUGUGGAGCAGAAGCAGUGAUCCGAACUUCAUGGAGCAAGGACAACACAGGAAGGCGGUGUUUCUAUAGUUGUAUAAAUAAGGGACCAAAUUGCAAGUUCUUAGGUUGGGUUGAUGACCAGAUGUGUGGUUGUAAAGACUCCAUCCAGAAGCUUGAAGAAAAAAAUCGGAAAUUGAAGAUUUAUCUUGGUUUAAGCUGGAUUAUGUUUGUGUGCAUCCUUGUAUACAGAUUAUAGCUUUGAGUAAUGUUACUUGGAUCUUUACCUAUGUUAGGUUUAUGUUGAAAAUGAAGAGGGCAAAUCAGUAAAAUCAUCAAACUUUCUUGGAGUGGCAACAAUGGAAGCUUUUUAUAUAGCUGACCUUUUCAUGCCAGCUGGCAUUUCAAGUCUUAAAUUCAUCAUCCAAGCUUGUGGAUUCUCCCUUUCUUCGGUUUCAUGUUGAAGGUUUGUUGAAUAUGCUGCUUUUUUAUGUCGUUUUAAUAAAAAAAAAAAAAGUUUUUUCUAUAACUUGUAUAAGUUAUGUAGUUGUUGUAACAGGAAAUAGCAAUGUAGUUUCAUUGAUUUGUGUAUUAUAUAUCAUUCUACUUUCAACUGUUUUUGUAUUAAGGUUGUAUACUUUGAAAAAUCUAUUAUUUGGUAGAUUUUUCAAAGUAUAAUGCUCUGAUAUGAAUAAAUGAAGAUAAAAUGGUAUCAUAAACAAAACAAUGAAAGUAGAAUAUUGGAGUUGGGCACACCUUUUUUGCGACAUUAAAUGAGAACCAAAAAAAAAAGAAACCAAACCCAAAACAGGGUAAAAAUGUCUUUUUAAAAGUUUAAAGUUUAAACCAAACCCAACAUUUGGAAGCAUUACCCCUCGAGCCCACCACACUCAAAUACCU